AUGAAUACUACUUUUACCCAAGUUCAUGGCAUGGUUCAGCUACCUCCCAUGGAUGCAAGGAUCACUCCCCCUCCAGAGGAGUUGAACGUUGUCAUCCCCAAGCUGCAAACAUGUCAUAUCCUCCCACCCUCACCUCAAUCCCUUCCGGGUACACCAUACCCAGAAACACCCUCCACUUCAAACCCAUCACCACGAAAGAGACAGCGCCGACGCUCUUCGAGCUCUCGGUCUCGUCCCUCAAGGCCAGAUGCCAAGCAACAACCUCAAGCCAACUCGCGCCUCCUCUUCGAACCUCGCCCCUUUGAGAACCUUUUCACGGAUCAGGCUUACCUUGCCGGUGUCUUCCAGCAACAGGCCUCCCGAGCUUCAGAGCUGAUGAGAAGAUACUGCGCAGUUGAGCAGCAACUUCGAAACCUUGAUGGUGACCAAGGACGACGCAAGCUGCGAAAGCAGCUGAGUUUGCUCAAGUCCCAGAUGAACCAGGCUGUCGAACAGGAAAAGAUCAUUUCCUCUCGUCUUUUUGAUCUGUAUGUCGAGAUGCAGAGUCGUGAGACGUGGGCUCAAGCAUGGACUGCCACCAGCCCGAGUGUUGGGUCACCUUAUUGCCUCAGUCCAGAUCCCUGCAGCUUUUCUGCUCCUGCUACUCCUUUGGUGGGCUCGUCUGGGGAAUUUGUCCCAAUGGGCUACGACUUCCAUCAACCUGCUGGCCCAUUCUUUGCUCCUUCAGAACCGGCAGUGUGGGGCUUGGAAACUGUUGAUGAAGCCGCCGAGGAUCUUUUAUACGGUCCUGAUUCAUCUUCUGCGAGCAUUGAGUCGGAGACUACCCCGGCGACUCCCAUUGCUACAGAGCUUCCCUUUGCUGAAGAGAAGAACGACUCUACAGAGAUCGGAGACGAGUUGGAUGAUUCCCACUUCGUAGUGACAAGGGAGAGGCGAAUGAGUCUCCCUUGUCUUCGUCAUGCUUGGCCGGAAGCCUAA
Molecule: messenger RNA, 978 nt
Organism: Fusarium poae
Lineage: Eukaryota; Fungi; Ascomycota; Sordariomycetes; Hypocreales; Nectriaceae
Exons: 1
Coding region: 1-978 (325 amino acids)
Source: RefSeq, a predicted model, not a curated record